Messenger RNA from Talaromyces stipitatus ATCC 10500, 962 nucleotides. RefSeq names its product 40S ribosomal protein S28. NCBI's taxonomy places the organism in Eukaryota, Fungi, Ascomycota, Eurotiomycetes, Eurotiales, Trichocomaceae. Gene Ontology annotation, cellular component: ribosome; cytosolic small ribosomal subunit. The transcript is spliced from 4 exons. The record is from RefSeq and is a predicted model, not a curated record. The coding region runs from base 271 to 477 and encodes 68 amino acids. Gene Ontology annotation, biological process: maturation of SSU-rRNA; ribosomal small subunit assembly; translation. Gene Ontology annotation, molecular function: structural constituent of ribosome.
AACUUCUAAACAAAAUCCAAUUGAGCCACAUGAAGUACAAAAAGCAGCAUAUGAUUGGCUCCGUCAUCCAGCCAAUCAACAAAUUACACACUAACCCAUUCCGUUAUUCCAGGGCUUCUCCCGCAGAAGCCCUAAUCGCACGAUCCAAAAGAAAACUCUUGAAACCGAACAAUAACAAGCUCUAGUCAGUCGCUCGUCGUCGUCGUCGUCGUCCAUCCAUCUUAACGUUACUUUCGAAACUCACUUCGAGUACAUUUUCUUACUAUCAAGAUGGAUUCUGCCAAGGUUCCUGUUAAGCUUGUCAAGGUCACCCGCGUUUUGGGCCGAACUGGUUCUCGCGGUGGUGUUACCCAAGUCCGCGUUGAGUUCAUGGAUGACCAGACCCGUUCCAUCAUCCGUAACGUCAAGGGACCCGUCCGCGAAGACGAUAUUCUCUGCCUCCUCGAAUCCGAGCGUGAAGCCCGCCGUCUCCGAUAGACGCUUUACUCUCUAAACCAACAAAAGAAAAAAAAUUCGAGGAUAUUUCAUUUCCCGGCAGAAAAAACAUCUUGACGAAUGGAUGGAAAAUAGUCUAAGGAGUAACAGAAAGGAAAGGAAAGGACCAUGACUGUGUCUGUGAGAAGGAUUUAUACCUAUUGUCUAUGGAAAGACCGGCAGGAGAAUCGCGGAUAUUUCGCUGUUCAUGUUACGAGACGAUUUCUUUUUGAGCCAGAAUAAAUCUUUUUUUUUCUUUUUCAGUCGGUUUUCCAACUAUUUUUUUGAUUGCAUUUCGAACAAGAUGACGGAAUGGUGAGGGGAGUGUAUCUGAGAAGAUCAGGUCAUAGGUCUUUCAUUACCACCUGUCAUAGAAUGAGCAAAAUUAGUCAACGGUGAUACCGUUGAUGAGAAUGAAGAAUGGAUGGAGUUUUCACUUAUUGCGCAUCCUGAAGCCUGCUCGCUUCCAGAUAUCGGUACCCUUGAUA